AAAAUAUCAGUGAAAUUUGAUUAGGCACAGCUUGAUGCUUCAGUAUUACCUAUUUGAAUAUACACAAAUCUGUUUCGGGUUUAGUGGAAUUGUGUGAUGUUUCGUGAUGGACAAUAGGCCAGUUAACUUGUUCGUAAAAAAGAUCGAAGGAAAUGCCAGAAACGUAUUUUCGUCAUCAGCUAAAGAUAAUGGAGCCAAUCGUUCACUUAGAAAAAAUUGUACAACGGAUAAAAUUAAAGAAGAAGAAACUGGCGAUGAAAUUCAGGAGUACGCAGCAACUACAAUGAGUGAAUUAUUGGGAUGGUAUGGCUAUGACAAAGUAGAUAGUGCUUGCACAAGAACUUUAAAUUUGGAUCAUUUUACAUCUACACAUAAUGGAUCUCCAACAUCAGUGAAUACAUCUAAUUCAUUUUUUGGAGUUUCCAGUAUACCAUUGCCUUAUUCUACUAAUAGUUUAAUGUCCAUAAGUGGACAAUUAUUAACACCUUCUUUAUCUUUGGAAAAUGUAUCGCUUGAUCCUAUACCCAAAUUUUCAUAUAAAAAUUAUUCAAAUCCUACUUGCUCAGAUAAUAUGUCGUGUUCUUGGUGUGGUAGAAUUACUCAAAUAUUUGAAUCAGAAAGAUCCAGUUCUCUUUCGUAUAAUAUGAUGAAUACUUUGGGACAUUUUUGUAGCGAAGCAUGUAUUGCAGCUGGCAGAAAAGCAGCUUUUAAACAAGUAAAGACAUGUGAUUGGUGUAGACAUAUGCGAAAUCCAAUUAGUUAUGUUGACUUUCAGGAUAGUGAAAGUCAACUUCAAUUUUGUAGUGAUAAGUGUUUGAAUCAAUAUAAAAUGAAUAUCUUUUGUCAUGAAACUCAAACUCACUUAAUGCUACAAGGUUUAAAUAAUGCUUCUUUCCAUGACACAGAAAAGAGUAGUUUAAUAACACCUGAGCUGUGGUUUCGAAGUUGCCAAUCACCAUUAAAUAGUUCUACAGAGGAUACAUGUCUAAGUGAUGAACAUGUCACAUCUAAUUUAUUUCCAUGUCUUCAUGAUGAUAGAACAACAGAAAUAGAACAAAAUAAUAUUGAGAAAUUAGUGGAAUCUAAUCAAAGAGUAUGUAGAAAAAAAGAUUCAAUUAAUGUAAAAAAAUGUGCAAAAAUGAACCACUGUAAUAAAAGGAAAGGAAACUUUUGUACUGAAAUUAAUGAAAGUAAUAUUAAUGAACAUAUUAAGGAAGAAUUUUUAGUAAAUGGAGAAAACAAAUUUUGUCAUUCUGUUAAUAAUGAAACUUAUUGUAGAGUAAGUUAUUUAGAAAAAAAUGACUUGAAGUAUAAAAAUUUCAAAAAGGAAUGUGACACAAUAGACAUUAUAAACCAUAAUUCACAUAAUCAUCAAAAUAAUAACACAUUUUCAGAAAAGAAUAUACAUAUAAGAAACAUGAAAAAUUAUCAAGAAAAAGAACAUUGUAAUUUCUCAGAAAAUAUGCUACAAUCAUCAUCUUGGUUUGCACAUUCAACAGCACCUGUAUUGCAUCAGGAUAUUCCAGUUUUGUCUAAAUCUUGUACAAAUGAAUCUAGCCAAACAAAAUAUCAAAAGGAAAAUAAUGUCUCUUCAAGAACUUCUUCAUCUAAGGAAUUCAAUCAAGCUCAAUCUUUAAAUUCAUUAUCUACAACACUUUUGCCACCUGUUACACUUCUUGUACCAUAUCCUAUACCUAUACCCAUACCAAUUCCUAUUCCUAUUCUUGUUCCUAUAUCAACUGCAAUUUUUAGUAAAUUAAUGACUGAUAAGCAAGAUUCUAUAUAUACUAAAGACUCAAAUUGUAAAACUAUGGAAUACAAAGACUCAGCAGAAAAUAAAUGUUCUGUGCUUGAUAGAUCGAAAAUUACUACAACAAAUACUCCAACAGGAAAUCAACAGCAUACAAUAUCAGAUAAAUUUUAUUUUUUAUCAGCAGUUUCUAAUGCCAAUAAUGAAAAUAAUAAUAGUUUGCAUGCAUUAAAACAGAAUGCAGAACCUUUAAGAAAAAAAAAACGCUCAAAUAAAGUCAUUAACUAUGGGCAUGAAAAG
Messenger RNA from Habropoda laboriosa, 2050 nucleotides. RefSeq lists its product as uncharacterized. Gene Ontology annotation, cellular component: nucleus. The transcript is spliced from 5 exons. The record is from RefSeq and is a predicted model, not a curated record. The annotation marks the transcript as partial. Lineage: Eukaryota; Metazoa; Arthropoda; Insecta; Hymenoptera; Apidae. Gene Ontology annotation, biological process: animal organ development.